Candida tropicalis MYA-3404 is the source of this 1581-nucleotide messenger RNA. RefSeq names its product glucose-induced degradation complex subunit. Gene Ontology annotation, molecular function: ubiquitin protein ligase activity. Lineage: Eukaryota; Fungi; Ascomycota; Pichiomycetes; Serinales; Debaryomycetaceae. The record is from RefSeq and is a predicted model, not a curated record. Bases 1 to 1581 code for a protein of 526 amino acids. Gene Ontology annotation, cellular component: cytoplasm; GID complex; nucleus. Gene Ontology annotation, biological process: proteasome-mediated ubiquitin-dependent protein catabolic process. The transcript has a single exon.
AUGACGGAACCAACGUUAAAUUUUCAUAUUCAAACACAUCAGACACAAUUUAAAAUCCCUGUUGAACUAAUCAAGAAGAAUUUCAAAUCAAUACAAAAACUAAUUGAAAAACAAAAGAAGCAAUUGACUGAAGAUAUAAAUAAGAUUAAAAAGAUUAAGAAUUUAUCAAAUGAAUCAAAAUUGGAAUUAAUUCAAAAAUUAAUUAAAAAUUUCGAAAUUUUUAAUAAAAAAUUGAUCAAUUCAAUUAAAAAAGAUGAAGAAUUUAGAUCUCGAUUAAUUGCUAGAUUAGAGAAUUUACAAGAAUUGGAGAAGUUUGUUAUACAUCUGGAUGUUAAAACAAACAAGGAUAAGGAUAAGAAUAACGAUAAUAAUAAUAGUAGUAGUAAUGAUGAUGAUAAGAGUAAUGGUAAUAGUGAGAGCACUGAUGAAGGAGAUAAGGUGUUGGAUUUACAUAAUCCGAAUUUGAUCAAUUGGUAUAGAGAUGAAACUAAUUUAUUAAUUAUUGAUUAUUUAAUUAAAUCAAAUACCAGAAAUGAAGAAAAUGUUGGAUUAUUAUUAUUGAAGAGUUUAUCAGAAAGUAAUAAUGGGAAAUUAAUGAAAUUGAUUGAUUAUGAUUUAUUUGAAAAUUUCAAUAAAGUAUUUGUUUCAAUAAUUCAAAAUCAUGAUUUAACAUUGAUAAUUUCAUGGUUUAAUGAAAAUAGAAACGCUCUUAAAAAAAUCAAUUCAAAUUUAGAAUUUGAAAUCAAUUAUUGUAAAUUUUUAACAUUAAUUGAAAAUGGUGAUAUUAAUGAAGCUAUAAAUUAUUCAAGAGAACAUUUAUCAAGUUAUGGAAAUAAAGAAAAUUAUCCUGAUGAAAAAGAUAAUUUAAAUCAUUUAAUUAAUUUAGAAAGACUUAAAAGUUUAGGUGGAUUAUUGGUAUUUAGAUCAAUGGAACAACAACAAGAAGAAGACUUACAAAAUUCCAAUCAAUUGACAUUUUCAAAUAAAUUAAUGAUUAAUUCAAUACAAUUUAAAGAAUAUCAAAAAUUAUUAUCAAAUGAAAGAUGGGAAAGUUUAUCCCAAUGUUUUAUUGAAAAUUUCACCAAAUUAUAUGGUAUCACUAAAAAUUAUCCAAUUUAUAUUUAUCUUUCUGCUGGUUUAUCAAGUUUGAAAACUAAGUCAUGUUAUCAUAAUUCUGAAAAUACCAUUUUCAAAGAUUUAAAUACAUUAUCUUCAGAUAAUAUGGAUACGGAUAAACUACAAGACUUAUCUGAUGAAGAAAAUAUUGUAUUAUCAGAUAAGAAAUAUCGAGGUCCAAAUUAUUAUUAUCAACUUUUAAACAAGAUCAACAAUUGUCCUGUUUGUUCACCAGAAUUGUUUAAAUUAAGUCAGAAUCUACCAUAUGCUCAAUUAAUUACAAGUAUAUUUAAUAAUCCUUUCAAAUUACCUAAUGGGAAUAUUUAUCCAUUUGAUAAAUUACUAUCACCAAAUGAUAAAUAUUUACUGGAGAAGAAUACUUUAUUAAGAUUGAAUCAAAUUAAAGAUCCUUUAACUAAAGAAAUAUUUUCUAUAGAUAAUUGUAUAAGAGUCUUUCCAGCUUAG